Molecule: messenger RNA, 1119 nt
Organism: Caenorhabditis auriculariae
Lineage: Eukaryota; Metazoa; Nematoda; Chromadorea; Rhabditida; Rhabditidae
Source: the annotation of a GenBank genome assembly
AUGAGGCCUAAAGCCCGAGCCAGGCCGGCCCGGGCCGCCCGGCUUGACCCACAAGCCUGCUUCAGGCGACGCGUCGUUUCUUUGUGCGUCAGGCCGACCGGCCCGCGGGUCAGCAUCUGGCGUUUAUCUCGGCAGUUAUUCUCAGUGACUCUGAAAUGGGGCGCAUAAAGGCCGCCACAACUCGUACUCUGACCUACGCUAUUUCGUCGUUUUCUCGCAGCUAGAUAACGACGAAAUAGUGUGUGUCAAGAAAAAGUUGUGACGGCCUUUAUGCGGGCCGUGUCAGAGGAACUCACUUGGUAACGCGAACGGGACGCGAAUCGGACGUGUCGGGGCAUUUCUAGUGACCACUUUAGUAGCCUCAGAACUCUUAAGAGAUCCCUAGAAUCGCUCAGAAACGUCCGGAGCACGGUCGUUUCGCGUUACCAACUCUGACCCCAGGCGCCAGCUAUCCGCCAGAAAAAGUCAUUUCGCGAGCUCGCGCCCAUCAAAUUUGUGGCGGUUUCCUGGCGAUUCUCUGGCGACGUAACCAAUAGCGCGAAUUUGCUUUUAUUACUGUAUUUUAUAUUGCGAUCUAAAAUUUUGGGACUCGCGUUUUUUGUCUUUUUGUUUUUCUAUUUGAUUUUUUGCUGAUUUCACGAUUUUUCAGUGUUCGUUUCCUGUUUUGUCCAAACUAGGGCAAAAGCGAUGCCGCAAUGCAGUUUUGAUGUAACAAGAAAUUUUUCUUGAUUUCAUUUUUUCUUUUUUUUUGUAAAAAUUCAAAAAGCUGUGUAUAGAAGUAGAAAAACUGUAGGUUGCGUAGGUCGUUCAAAGAAAAGAAACGCGAUUUUUUUGCAGGACAAUUAAAUUUAUAAGAUAGUUUUUACAUCUGGAGUUCUGCAGCAAAGGCACGUAUCCUCCUUCAAACGAAACAAAAGAACAGGCUUUAGUUGAAAAGAAGUUUAAAAAAAGUCAGAAAAAUUAUUAGAAUAUAAACCUUUGUUUUUAUUUGUGUAGAGCUCAGUAAAUGUGAUGCGACGGAGGGUUUCAGGUUUGAAAAACAACAGCUUGAAAGGUUGGUAAAUACGAAAAUUCGAAUUAUUUUCUCGAUUUAGUUUCGUGGAUGAUCAACCGCUCUAA